UAGAGAGGGCCGUGGUUUUCGGCUUUUGGCGGGGCCUUUGUCUCCGGCUCCCGCCAGAGUUUGGGAUCGGUCUCUACUUUUCCGCGUCCUCCGCCUCGGGAACCCCCGGUGACUUUGUCGCAGCCUCCGUUAUCCUGUGAUCUGCAGGUCCUGGGAGACGCACAGCUAAGAUGCCCGGACAUCCUGGAGGCUGGGAAAUGACCCAACAUACAGGAGGUGUUGACCCUCAUACCUGGAAGCUGGACAUGUGUGGAAUUUCUAAUCUCAUUCCUGGACUUUCCUGCAGUUUUUCCUCCAGGGAAGAUUGUGAAAUAUUGGUGAACCGAGCACCAAAGUGAUGUUACUCUAUUUUUUUCUUGGCCCUGCUCACAUAAGACAUUGUGACAUGUUGCUGGGUUUUACACCCAAGUGAGGUGAUGUGACUCUUCUUCAGCCUGUGCCCUGCCAAAAGAGGAUUGUGAUGUAUCAUUGGACCCAGCAUCUAGAUGAUGUAACUCUCAUCUUUUGCCUGGACCUUGCAUAUUUUGGGUGUGAUUGUGACACAUACCUCUGCUCAGAAUGCAAGCAGUAUGACUCUUCUACCUGGGCCCAGCACACACAUGGGAUUGUGACAUAUUGCUGGACCCAGCAUGUAGAUGACGCGACCCUAUGCCCUUGCCUUGGUGCUGCCACAGAGGGCAUUGUGACAUAUCACUGGUCCAUACACCCAGAAAGACUGUGUCGCAUCUCUGGGUUCAGCAACCAGGUGCUGUGUUUCUUAUGCCCAGGCCUUGCCUGCAGAGAGAAUUGUGAUGAAGGGGCCAAGCCUCUGUGGCCCUGUGACCUGCAGGUAUUGGGGGAUCCACAGCUAAAGACGCCAGGACCCCCCGGAAGUCUAGAAAUGGGACCAUUGACAUUUAUGGAUGUGGCCAUAGAAUUUUGUCUGGAGGAGUGGCAAUGCCUGGACACUGCACAGCAGAAUUUAUAUAGGAAUGUGAUGUUAGAGAACUACAGAAACCUGGUCUUCCUGGGUAUUGCUGUCUCUAAACCAGACCUGAUCACCUGUCUGGAGCAAGAAAAAGAGCCUUGGGAGCCUAUGAGGAGACAUGAAGUGGUAGCCAAACCCUCAGUUAUGUGUUCUCAUGUUGCCCAAGACUUUUGGCCAGAGCAGCAUAUAAAAGAUCCUUUCCAAAAAGUGACACUGAGAAGAUAUAAAAACUGUGGACAUAAAAAUGUACAUUUAAAAAAAAACUGUAAAAGUGUGGAUGAGUGUAAGGUGCACAGAGGAGGUUAUAAUGGAUUUAACCAAUGUUUGCCAGCUACCCAGAGCAACAUCUUUCUAUUUGACAAAUGUGUGAAAACCUUUCAUGAAUUUUCAAAUUCAAACAGACAUAAGAUAAGCCAUACUGGAAAAAAACUUUUCAAAUGCAAAGAAUGUGACAAAUCAUUUUGCAUGCUUUCACAGCUAACUCAACAUAAAAUAAUUCAUACCAGAGUGAAUUUCUGCAAAUGUGAAAAAUAUGGAAAAGCUUUUAAUUGGCCUUCAAUGAUCACUAAACGUAAGAGAAUUAAUACUGGAGAGAAACCCUAUACAUGUGAAGAAUGUGGCAAAGUCUUUAACUGGUCCUCACACCUUACUACACAUAAAAAAAUUUAUACUAGAUACAAACUCUACAAAUGUGAAGAAUGUGGCAAAGCUUUUAACAAGUCCUCAAUCCUUACUACUCAUAAGAUAAUUCGCACUGGAAAGAAGUUCUACAAAUGUAAAGAAUGUGCCAAAGCUUUUAACCAAUCCUCAAACCUUAGUGAACAUAAGAAAAUUCAUCCUAGGGAGAGACCUUACAAAUGUGAAGAGUGUGGGAAAGCCUUUAACUGGCCCUCAACUCUUACUAAACAUAAGAGAAUUCAUACUGGAGAGAAACCCUACACAUGUGAAGAAUGUGGCAAAGCCUUUAACCAGUUCUCAAACCUUACUACACAUAAGAGAAUCCAUACUGCAGAGAAAUUCUACAAAUGUACAGAAUGUGGUGAAGCUUUUAGCCGCUCCUCAAAUCUUACUAAACAUAAGAAAAUUCAUACUGAAAAGAAACCCUACAAAUGUGAAGAAUGUGGCAAAGCUUUUAAGUGGUCCUCAAAGCUUACUGAACAUAAGUUAACUCAUACAGGAGAGAAACCCUACAAAUGUGAAGAAUGUGGGAAAGCCUUUAACUGGCCCUCAACCCUUACUAAACAUAACAGAAUUCAUACUGGAGAGAAACCCUACAAAUGUGAAGUAUGUGGCAAAGCCUUUAACCAGUUCUCAAACCUUACUACACAUAAGAGAAUUCAUACUGCAGAGAAACCCUACAAAUGUGAAGAAUGUGGCAAAGCUUUUAGCCGGUCCUCAAACCUUACUAAACAUAGGAAAAUUCACAUUGAAAAGAAACACUACAAAUGUGAAGAAUGUGGCAAAGCUUUUAAGUGGUCCUCAAAGCUUACUGAACAUAAGAUAACUCAUAGUGGAGAGAAACCCUACAAAUGUGAAGAAUGUGGCAAAGCUUUUAACCAUUUCUCAAUCCUUACCAAACAUAAGAGGAUUCAUACUGGAGAGAAACCCUACAAGUGUGAAGAAUGUGGCAAAGCUUUUACCCAAUCCUCAAACCUUACUACACAUAAGAAAAUUCAUACUGGAGAGAAAUUCUAUAAAUGCGAAGAAUGUGGCAAAGCUUUUACCCAAUCUUCAAACCUUACUACACAUAAAAAAAUUCAUACUGGAGGAAAACCAUACAAAUGUGAAGAAUGUGGUAAAGCUUUUAACCAGUUCUCAACUCUUACUAAACAUAAGAUAAUUCACACUGAGGAGAAACCCUACAAAUGUGAAAAAUGUGGCAAAGCCUUUAAGUGGUCUUCAACCCUUACUAAACAUAAGAUAAUUCAUACUGGAGAGAAACCCUACAAAUGUGAAGAAUGUGGCAAAGCUUUUAAACUGUCCUCAACCCUUUCUACACAUAAGAUUAUUCAUACUGGAGAGAAACCCUACAAAUGUGAAAAGUGUGGCAAAGCUUUUAACCGAUCCUCAAACCUUAUUGAACAUAAGAAAAUUCAUACUGGAAAGCAACCCUACAAAUGUGAAGAAUGUGGCAAAGCAUUUAACUAUUCCUCACACCUUAAUACACACAAGAGAAUUCAUACUAAAGAACAACCCUACAAAUGUAAAGAAUGUGGCAAAGCUUUCAACCAAUAUUCAAACCUUACUACACAUAACAAAAUGCAUACUGGAGAGAAACUGUACAAACCUGAAGAUGUGACAGUGAUUUUGACAACACCUCAAACUUUAAAACAUAAAAUUAAUUAUACUGGUGAGAAAUUCUAGAAAUGUAAAGAAUGUGACAAAGCCUUUACAUGGUUAUCACACUUGAUUGUAGGUAAGAUAAUUUAUAUUGGAGUAAACUUCUACAAGUAUGAAGAAUGUGGCAGAACUUUUAAUUAAUGCUCAUACCUUAUUGCACAGGAAAUAAUUUUUACUUGGGAAAAGGUGUAUACACAAUGAAUGUGGAAAAGCCAUUAAUAUCUGCUCAUAUCUUACACAACAUCAGAGAGUCGGUACUUAAUAAAACCAUUAUAGAUGCAACUAGUGUCAAAAGAUCUUUCAGAAAAUAUAAGCCUUUAAAGUGAAGAACAGAAUUCAUUCUGAAGACAAACAUUACAAAUACAAAGAGGGUUGUAGUACCAUUACUUGUAUCACAGAUCUUAUUGUACACAUUUUGUACUAAAGAAAACCCUGAAGCAGUUGCUUAAAUAUCGUUCAACAUCAGAAAAUUUAUAUUGGAAAAAAAACCUGGAAAAUGUAAUAAAUUUGUAAAAACAGUUUUGAAAACCUACAGCUUGUAAAACAUGAGGGUCUAUAAUACUUGGUUGAUAGUACAAAGUUUGUUCAACAUCAGGGAAUUUAUAUUGCAGAGAAACCCUACAAAUGUAAUCAGUUUGGAAAAACGUUUUUUGAAAAACCACAGCAUAGAAAACACCAGAGGGUUCAUACUAAAAUAUAUUUUUGCAGAUGCCAUAAAUAUGAAAAAAAUUAAUCCUAAAUUUAUGUAAAUAUCUGAGAAUUCAUAGUAGAAAUAUCUAAGGCAUGGACACCUCAGACGUUACACUAAAUCAGUGCUAAGUACAGAAAACAACCCAAAAUAAAACUUGGUGGAUAAAUUGUAUAUAACAUUACAAAAGUAGAAAAUUUUCAGAGUUAUAACUACGUUUAAAGUAUACUUUUAUCUUGAGAAAAUUACUGAUUUUUGAAUUAGUGAAUAAUGACAUAAUUAAACUCUCAAAUAACU
Molecule: messenger RNA, 4292 nt
Organism: Piliocolobus tephrosceles (Ugandan red Colobus)
Lineage: Eukaryota; Metazoa; Chordata; Mammalia; Primates; Cercopithecidae
Product: zinc finger protein 43
Exons: 10
Coding region: 461-3331 (956 amino acids)
Biological process (GO): regulation of DNA-templated transcription
Molecular function (GO): DNA-binding transcription factor activity, RNA polymerase II-specific; RNA polymerase II cis-regulatory region sequence-specific DNA binding
Source: RefSeq, a predicted model, not a curated record